UUAUCCGUCGGGCGAAACCAACGGGAAGUUGUUGGGAAUGAGGAUGAGGAGCGACAUCACGCCAGUGGGAGGGGUAGAGUGUGACAGAACUGAAUGACAGCAGCGUGACAUCUUUUGCAUUUCAUAGGGAAAUUUCUCCUGGCAUGCCGGAAACAUUGCACGGUAACGGAGCGUGUGUUUGCAGUAACGUUACCGUUAAAGCGUUGUCAUUGUUGCCUUGUCGCUGCGUUGAGCGGAUGUUGCGCGAACGGACAUUCAUUUAGCAAGAAACCGUGAGAAUUGGUGGAUAAAAAGUGUGUUUUAACGCUGUUCUCCCCUUUUCGCGUCUUAUAAAAAAUCGGCGCAUCUGUGAGCUUCCGGCCAGCCGUUAACCGCGACACACCGAUGCUCCGAGCCGGCAGAAUGGACGAGUUUGUGACGGAAGAGGAUGAGCCUUGGUACGACCAGAGAGACCUGGAGCAAGAUCUGCACUUGGCAGCUGAGCUGGGGAAAACCCUGCUGGAGCGCAAUAAGGAGCUGGAGGACUCGCUGCAGCAGAUGUACAUCAACAAUGAAGAGCAGGUGCAGGAAAUCGAGUACUUGACCAAGCAGAUGGAGAUGUUGCGCGAGAUGAACGAGCAGCACGCUAAAGUGUACGAGCAGUUGGAUGUGACGGCCCGAGAGCUGGAGAUAACCAAUGAAAAACUGGUGCUGGAGAGCAAAGCUUCUCAGCAGAAGAUUGACAGAUUGACAGGUACUAUGGAGAUGCUGCAGGGGCAGGUGGACACGCUAACUGCUCGUGUGGAGGAACUGCGCACUUUGGAAGAGCUCAGGGUUCACCGAGAGAAGACCGAGAGGAGAAAGACUGUGCACUCGUUCCCCUGCCUCAAAGAACUCUGCACCGCUCCCAGGUAUGAGGAUGGCUUCAGGGUGUCUGCCCCGGGCAGUGGUGACCUAGAGGAGUGUCAGCCCACUGACGAGGAGAACGAACAUCUGCGUGUGAUGGUGUCAUCGUUGCGCGCUGCUGUGGCAGCCGAACGAGGUCGGCGUGAGGCCGCAGAGCGGGAAUGUGCCGCAGUGCUACAGGAAUUUGAGCGCCUGGAACAGCGCCUCAUGGGGGCAGAGAAUUGCCAGCGGCGCGUGCACGAGCUGGAGGCGGAGCUCCAGGAGAUGCACCAGCUCCGCAAGUCCCGAGCCUGCCUGCUGAGCAGAGACGAGGGCCUGGAGCAGACGCUGCUCAACUGCGCCCCCGAGACGGACACGCCGGAUGAUGCAGUUAUGGCAGGAAUGCAGAAUGGGGAUGCAAAUGAUGGAGCCGCACCCGUCCGGAAGAGUUGCAGUGAUACAGCUCUAGAUGCCAUCUCUGCAGUCGACGCCUCAGGGAGACGCAAAGGCAGCUACGCGCUUCACGCCAACGGCGUCCGGAAGAGGGGCAUGUCCAUCCUCCGAGAGGUGGAUGAGCAGUAUCACGCCCUUCUGGAGAAGUACGAGGAGCUGCUCGGGAAGUGCCGGCGCCACGAGGAGAGUCUAUGCCACGCUGAGGUGCAGACCUCCCGACCCGUGUCCAGGGACCCGUCUAUGAAGGAAUGCCGGGCCGCAGAGCCCCAGCAGCCACCCACUCCACCGCAGACGCCCUCGACUCCAGAGGCCCUGGAGGGCAUCAGCCGACAAGUGGAGGCUGUGGACAAGCGGCUGAGCCAAAACACUCCAGAGUACAAAACUCUCUUCAAGGAGAUCUUUUCCCGCUUACAGAGGACCAAGAGUGAUAUAAACUCCACUAAAGGGAGGAAAAGCGGAAAAUAGCCUAUUUUGCUCUUAAAAUUCUUGCCACUGCUUUCCUUCCCUGGUCUUUCAUGUAAUAUCUUACAUUUUUUUUGGAACUACAAUCAGAAAGAUGUUCAGAUACGUCUGUUAUGUAGUACUACUCAUCCCUGAAUUAUUUGGUGCCACACAUCAAGAGACAAGUGGUGGUUUUCUGGACGUUUUGAGUGUAGUGCUUUUGCAGGGUUGGCCUUUUUUGGGGGUAGACCAUAUUACUCAUAUUACUGAACACAUCCGUUUAACUGUAAUCAUGUUCAGCUUAAAGUUAAUCAAGCACAGGAAGACAUGAUGCUUAUCUUUGCUGAUUAUUUCCUUUCUCACAUGUAUUACAUGUUAUGAAUAUCCACAGCAUUAUGUAACCACAUGUGUUCAAUAUUAAAUCACACUUUGCUUUA
Cyprinus carpio (common carp) is the source of this 2195-nucleotide messenger RNA. Its product is annotated as cerebellar degeneration-related protein 2-like. Lineage: Eukaryota; Metazoa; Chordata; Actinopteri; Cypriniformes; Cyprinidae. The record is from RefSeq and is a predicted model, not a curated record.